Messenger RNA from Perca fluviatilis (European perch), 1782 nucleotides. RefSeq names its product bromodomain adjacent to zinc finger domain protein 1A-like. Lineage: Eukaryota; Metazoa; Chordata; Actinopteri; Perciformes; Percidae. The record is from RefSeq and is a predicted model, not a curated record. Gene Ontology annotation, molecular function: protein binding. Gene Ontology annotation, biological process: chromatin remodeling.
GCGAAGAAGACUCAAAGAAAGAUCAGAAGACAAAGAAGAACAAGAAGAAAGACGAGGACCAGGCCAGUGAAGAUGGCAGUGACAGUGGUCGAGUCAGUAAGACGGUUUUGGAACGAUGGAGGGAGUCUGUUCAGUCCUGCUCCAGUCUGUCUCAGGUGUUUGUUCACCUGUCCAGUCUGGAGCGAAGCGUCCUCUGGUCUCGCUCCGUCCUCAACGCUCGCUGUCGCAUCUGCCGACGCAAAGGAGACGCCGACAACAUGCUGCUGUGUGACGGCUGCGACCGAGGACACCACACGCACUGUCUCAGGCCGCGCCUCAAGUCGGUUCCAGAGGGAGACUGGUUCUGUCCAGACUGUCGACCCAAACAGAGAUCCAGCCGCCUGCCGUCCCGUCAGCGCUCCUCUAUCGACGAGGAGGAGGAAGAAGAAGAGGAGGGAGAUGGAGAACAGGAGGAGGAGGAGGAGGAGGAGUCAGAAGAGGAAGAGGAGGAGUCAGAGGAAGAAGAGGAGUCGGAAGAGGAAGAAGAGGAAGUAGUGAGCACCAAGAAGAGCCCGGCCCCGCCCCCUAAAGGCAAAUCUCAACAGGCCCCGCCCCCUAAAGGCAAGAGUCAACAGGCCACGCCCAAAGGUCAACAGGCCACACCCAAAGGUCAACAGACCACACCCAAAGGUCAACAGGCCACGCCCAAAGCUCAACAGGCCACGCCCAAGAACAGCACUGCUGCCUCCGCAGGGAAAACCUCUUCAGCCUCCAAGUCGUCGGGUAAGAAGGCCACGCCCCCUCCAGUGAAGGCCACCUCGUCUGCAGGUAAAGCUCCGCCGCGCUCCGGGAGCCGGAGCAGCGCCCGUCGGAGCAACGAGAUCCACAACGGAAACGCCAAAACCUCACCUGGUCAGAGCGAGAACCGCAAGAGACCGCCCACAGCUCCGCCCCCAGACGUGGCUCCGCCUCCCAAGCCCCCCCGACCCGUCCUCCCCCCCGCUGCCUCCUCCUCCUCCUCGUCUUCGUCCAGCCGGCGCUCCUCCGGCCGUAACCAUGGCGUCCACGAACUGUCAGCCUGUGAGCAGCUGGCGGUGGAGCUGGUCAGACACCCAGACAGCUGGCCCUUCAUGAAGCUGGUCUCCAGGACUCAGGUCCCUGACUACUAUGACAUCGUCAAGAAGCCGAUCGCUCUCAGCACCAUCAGAGAGAAAGUCAACAACUGUGAAUACCAGACAGCAGGUGAGUUUGUCUCUGAUGUGGACCUGAUGUUCUCUAACUGUCUCCAGUAUAACCCUCGCCACACCAACGAGGCGAAGGCGGGACUGCGCCUGCAGCAGUUCUUCCACGGGGAGCUCAGCAGGCUCGGCCUAUCAGAUCGCAGCAGGCUCGGCCUAUCGGAGCGCAGCAGCCCGGCUCCGCCUGCCAAACGCUCCCGACACUGAAUCAAACGCACCCUCUGACCUCACCGCUGCCGUCCACUCUGCCGAUCGGUCCCUCCGGAUGACCUCUGACCCCUGCCACCAGCAUCCAAUCACAACAGGGGUCAGAGGUCAGAGGUCAGGACCGGUCCAGAAGGUUUUGAGGUCCUGUGAGUCGAUGAAACUGAAGACUUCUCGUAGCGGCGUUCAGGACUUUACUUCCUUUACAUCCGGUCACAGAGGACAUGGAGCAGACAUUCCUGAGGUGCUGUAGGACCUAGAGACAGACAGACAGACAGACAGACAGACAGACAGACAGACAGUAGAGACAGACGGUAGAGAGAGAGAGAGAGAGACAGACAGACAGAUCGUAGAGACAGAC